Molecule: messenger RNA, 4404 nt
Organism: Cladophialophora yegresii CBS 114405
Lineage: Eukaryota; Fungi; Ascomycota; Eurotiomycetes; Chaetothyriales; Herpotrichiellaceae
Exons: 1
Coding region: 1-4404 (1467 amino acids)
Biological process (GO): regulation of transcription by RNA polymerase II
Cellular component (GO): mediator complex
Molecular function (GO): transcription coregulator activity
Source: RefSeq, a predicted model, not a curated record
AUGUCGGAUAUCGGGGAUGACAGACCGGCCAAGAGGCGGAAGAUGGAAGGAGAGGGCCAGCUGCUUGAACAUGCUCCCAGCCACAACACCCUUACUCCCGUCCUUUCACAACCAGCCGACGCAGGGGACGACGACAGGACUGUCCAACUGCGGUGGGUUAAGCCUUCGGCAAUCCGGCUGAGAGCAGGCAAUUUCCCGGUGAAGGACGAGGAAAAUGGCGACGGGGAAGAUGACGUGCCUGAACUCCCACCUAGGCCGUGGAGAACGAAUCAAGCGUUCAACGCCGUGGAAGAACCGAAACCGUCACACCGAUCUCGAGUCAACAUUCCUGUUCCUAACACACCGGAUUCGAUAGAACUCCCCUCUGCGGUACCUCAUUUUGUUCCCAGGAAACCCGCGGGCUUCUUUCCGUGGACUGGGAAACAUGCCGAGGACGUUCUGAGCGACACGAAUGUCAAGACGGGCUAUUUCGACAAACCGCCAAAUCCGACAGAGAAGGAGCUGAACACCGCGCGUGUGCCCCUUUACAACGCAUUCAAGCACAAGUCGGGCGUCGACAGCUUGUCCGUCUUGUUCUCGCUCGUACUCGACCAAAAGAGCCUCCACGGCACGACCAGUUCCGUCUCGACUUUCAAACCGCCCCCACGUGUCACAUUGACCGAAGCGAAGCGAAAGUCGUGGAUAGCAGAUUUGGCCAAUGCGGAUGUUCCACUGAGACGGUUGAGCAGGACCAUUCCCCAGGGUAUCAGGGGUCAAGCUCUUUUGGAUCAAUGUUUGCAGAGUGAUGUUCCCCUCAGCCGCGCGGUUUGGUUUGCAAAGUGCGUUUGUGCAAACGAAAUCCGGACUCUGAAACGCAAAGGGACAACUCCUACUGUUGCCGUCGGCACGGAGGGCAAGUGGCUGCGUGAAUGGACUGUCAGCGUGGAGCAAUUUUUGGAAGCACAUCUUGCACGGAGCAGCUCGCCGGAUUGGAAAACAAACAUUCAAUAUGCCUUGCGGCUUACCACCCGCCUCUACUUGGAGAACCUGCUGGAUCGGGAUCACUACCUGGACUGGAUUCUGCGUUCUCUUGCUUCGGCUGAUGUCGGCCAUACCCCGUUCUGGCUGAUGGUCACUCACAUUUACAAGCAAGAUCUGAGCCAGUAUCGAAGAAGAGGUAGCAGAUUCGUCGAAGCGCUCAUUAACAAGUUUCGCCCCGUGGACAAGAUCCAGGACUCGACGAUAGCUCCGUUGCGGCUGAAAUUGCGUGCUGCAUUGCGUGAACUCCUGUUUGCACGUUCCGCCCUGUUCUUGAUGCCAGAUAGGUGGCCAGAGAGCAUGGAGAUCAUCAAAGCUUGUCUUGACCAAACUUUGCCGGCUGAACGCCAACUUUUUGAUGGACUCAAUCGCAUCAACGAGAGGGCGAUGGGCUACAACAAAGCGGAGAUUUCGUCGACUCGAGCGCCUGACCAAGCCCUAGUGAACAUUCUCGACUCAGCUCGAGUACCCUACAACCUGACGGAUCUUGAAGCUACUCUGAAGACAGCCUGCUCUGAUUUUUCACUUCUUAUACAAACCUGCCUCGAAUGGUCAUGUACCCGAUUUCGCUGCUCCAGGUCGCGGGUAUACCUCAUCACACGCUUGGUCAAACGUUGGCAACGGGAGGGCCUCGAUGUGGAUACUGCACUCCUCAAUUUCCUGUCGGCCUACAAAGAGAAAAGAACCACUGCUGAUUCUCAAAACUUGAGGCAUUUGAUGGCGCAGUUGUCCCGGUCCGAUUGUUUCAACAUCAGCAGGUACCUGCAAUGGCUCAUGGUGAGAGGCCUCCCAAAACAUGGAACAGUCCGUAUCGAUACAAGUGCUAUCUUUGGAUCAGCUGCCGGAACUUGGCAUGAGGACGCCCCUGAAGCUACUCACUUUCUGCUUGACCUGUCCUUGAACAAGGCAGAGGAUCACAUUGUCAAUCUGAGGCGGGCAAUCCUCGAGCGCGCCAGCUUCGACCCCAACUCCGAAGAGGCCGCUUUCAGAAAAUGUAUACGUUUCGUCGAGCAGGGGCUAGCAGGUCCCAACUCCGCGUCAUCUUCUCAAACACCAAGCGUCACCGAGCCCGCUUUUGAUUUACUGCCAUGGACCAUACGGACGAGGAUCUCUAUGUGGCUUCGUGCUCGAGCUCUCGAAGGUGCCAAAGCCGAGCAAACCGGCCCGGCUCUCCCUGGAUCUAGGGUCUUGAACGAAGGGCAAUUCUUUCUAAUUCGGCACGUUCUUGAAAGCAUGGAUGACGAGGCAGUGCUGGCUGAUGUGGUUGGCAUCUUGUAUACCUCUAAAAACGAUGACCUGGUGGCGUCGCUUGUCGCAACGAUCCAUUUUCAUGCGGACGCCUUUUCUGCCAUUGGCGCGCUAGAGUUUCUACAGAAGCAGAUGUGUCAAGUCUAUAUGACUUGGCGGCCAACGAAGCCGACCAUGCCCCUACUUACUUCAACAUUGUUGGACCUUUGCACCGCUAUCCCGUCGAAGAUGCCCACGAUCAAGCUGCUACAGCAAGACCUAGUUAGGGGCGAUCGUGGUCGGGCAGUUGCGGCUUGUUCACCGUAUAGUGACGGCAUUGCCGAGUCUUUGCAGCAGGCAGGUGCUACCUUCGUUGAGGACUUCGAGGCCAUAUUGCAGUCGGAGACCAACAUGAAUGAGCAAACUAUGAAUGGCCUCUUCUCGGUUCUGGUCGAUCGCAUUGAGAAGCAGCAGAAAUUUGAGGACGACCCCCACACGACCCUGUCAUUUUGCCAGCUUUUGAGCCGGCUCCGUCUCUGUCGCAGAGGCCAAGGAGAUCUGCUCAUACAGAAAUGGAUGUCACGAGUCUUACCUCGCCUGGACUCGAAGUGGGGCCCACUGCUACUUCGAAGUCUUCUCUCGACCGGGUGCAUAACCUUCGACGCCCUGCUAGGAGCAGUCGCCACGUCUAAGCACGGAACGCGACGGAACGUGGCGUUUGCUUCCUUACUGUACCAGAUCCUGGCACCCACCAAGGGCACAGCACCAGAUUGGGCGGCUUAUCAGACGCGAACCAGAUGGUACGGGUACGUGCAGCGGGAGCCCAAGACCGUCCUGGAGGUCCUCUGCGAAGCUGGAUUGCAGGGUUUCUCGCCAAAAUUCGAUUCUCUUCUUCUGUCCCUGCUUGUAAAUGGCAGCCCUUUGAGCUCGUCCGUCCUAUCCGGAGGGGUCAGGCAAUGGUUUCUCAAAACACUCAGUCGUUCAUUGAACUGUCGUGACGGGGAAUUGACCGCGACCGACUUCCGAGCCCUUUUCCGGACCAUGAACAUUUUCUCGCAUCCUUACGUUCAGCUGCGUUUGCGAAGCAUGCCAGCAAGCGCUGCGGAGAAGGACCUAGGAGCAAAUCACGACGAGUUGGCGGAUGUUCUCUAUGCGUCUCUGCAAAAUACGAUGCCAACAUCAGCUCGGUCCUCGAGCAAAGGGCAAGACCGGCGAUUCGCCCACUUUCUUCAGACUGUCGGUCCAGAGGUAGCCUCUUCGAUCCGGCAUAGGGUGGAGAAUGAGUUUCUGGAGGCAUCGCCGAAGUUGCCGCUGGGUAAAGCAACGAGUCCUUUGACGGCAUCGUUCCCGGGCGAGAUCCAGCAGCUUGGCUCUAUCAUCGAGCGCGCGUUCCAGGUCUGCAGGCAAGACACCGUGCCGAGCGCUGGGUUCAUGUCUCAACUGAUCGAUAGGUUAUCUCAGUACUUCAAGUCGCUAGCUUUUGCUUCAGUGGCUCCAAGCACCCCAGUCACCACGGGUCACCCAGCGAUUCCUGGGCUCUCCGCGCCUACCGCAGCCACGAACGCCUCUCAGAUGGUGGCUGCACCUUCUACUCCAACCAUCAGCGCAUCAGAAAAUGGACCGAGUGUCUGUUCAGUGCCAUGCUUGAGCUAUCUGAAGUAUAUGCUGCAGAUGGUGUGUCUACAACGGCCAGCAUUAAUCCUAGCUGGGAGUACUGGACCGAACUCGAAACAAGGUCAGUCGGAACAGGUGCAACUUGUGGUGCGUCUCGCGUCGAUUGCAACACAUCCAGCAAUGGCAGCGGCAUCAAAGCAGCAUGGGAACAAAGAGCAGCAAGCUCUGGCCAAAGAUGUGAUUCUCUCAAUGUUUGACAUUAUCGCCACGAUUGUCGACGAGGUCAGCGACGAAGUCAACAUGAUGUGUGCGAAACUGCUGAAGGACAAAUUCCACGAUGGACGCAUCCGCUAUUUGUUUGGCAGUAUAAACAUGCUCGGAUCUGCACAAGUGCAAGACACGGGUCAAGGGCUACAGCUGACGAAAGAAGGCAAAGGGAUCAUAGGGGAAUGGAGACCUCGAAUGUGGGAAGUGCUGAAUAAUGGCAGCGGCAAGGAGACCGAGACGUCUCUGGGACUGGGACUUUUUGGAGCUCGGUACGGGUAG